AUAUAGAUAGGGUGUUCUGUGGCUAAACCCCCAAAAUAGUAGUAAAUGUAAAUAGUAACCCUGAGAAAUACUAAUUUUUACAUUUUAACCUUUUGGAGGUUCAGUGUUUAUUAUUUAAGCAUAAAGUAAAAGAUGUUUAUCAAUAAAUGAAAUGUUUUCAUCGUUCUCGAUUUAAUCGUAAAUUUAUUGAAGAUAUUGUAUAAUGUCAGAGAGCGAAGAAGAAAAUUUUUGUUUUUUCGGAAAACCGUUGGACCCUUAUGAUGAAGAUGCCUUUCCGAAAAAGCGCCCCAUUGCCCUAGAGGAGCAAAUCGCCACGGACGCACAAGGCAGACGGAGGUUUCAUGGCGCUUUCACAGGGGGCUUCUCAGCGGGAUUUUUCAACACCGUCGGAUCCCUCGAAGGAUGGACACCGAGCGACUUCAAGAGCACUCGCCAGGAGAAGGCUAAGAGCAUUGUCCAGAAACCGCAAGAUUUCAUGGACGAAGAAGACAUUGGCGAGUAUGGGAUAGCACCCCAGACAGUCAGAGCUACUGAUGAUUAUUCCACCUCUAAAAAAAGGCGCAAGCAGGUAUUUUCAGAUGGCCCAAUUCCAGGGAUACCGGUCUUGGAAACCUUACUUACAAGUGGAAACGAAACCAUUGGAUACUUACUGAUGAAGAAUCUAGGAAUCCAAGACAAAGUUCAGAAGCAACAGGAAGAAACUGGUACUGUAAACGUGAAAGUUUACGGAUGCCAAAUGCCAGAGCAGUAUAAAAUACCCGAGAAAAUAGAAAACAGACAGUAUGUUGUCCCAGAUAUCUACAAAGAAUUUUUAGAGAAACCAAAAGCAAACACCUUCGGGCUAGGUUACCAGGGCUUGGACAGGACUCACAUCAACUUAUUCACAAAUUCGAAUCUAGUUGUGAGAGACAAAAACAACAAGAAAUUCUCAAUCGGAGGCCAAGCAUUUGGCGUGGGGGCAUUCGAAAAUGAAGAUGAUGAUAUUUACAUGAAAGAAGACAUGAGUAACUACGACUUUGAGUUGAGAAAGGAGAAGGAAGAUAAGAAAGUAGUUCAUAGUCAUGUAGAUUUGUUGUAUGGCAUGUUCAAGCAUUAUCAAGCCCCAUUAAUUUCCAAAAAGUUAUACCCCCCACCAACGAUACCUCACAGUUUUAGUGGAAAACAUAAGAUAAAGAAAUCUCGUUUUGAACCAGUCGUAGAAGUAAAGGAAGAGAUCGAUCGCCACAGCAUAAACCCCGAGAUUCGAGCCCGAUAUCUUGGAGAGCAGGUCCAAGAAGCGUAUACCCCUUCUAGAUUAGCCAGAGACCUUCCAGUGCCUAGCACGAGCAUCAGAGGCCCAGAGAGCAUCUCUUCAAGGCGAUCUUUUGAUGUUUCCUCCCUUCUCGUUGAUAGAUUCGUGCCCGCAUCUUCUAAGGCAGAAGGGUCUGACGCCCAGAUACCAGAACAGCAGACAGAAACAACGUAUGGAACUGCGGAUAUGAGAGAAGCAGUAAGGAUGAAGAUGUUUGGUCCGUUAACCAGGGAGACUUUGGAGUGGCGACCUUGUGCGAUUCUCUGCAAGAGGUUCAACGUUCCCGAACCAUUCGUAGAUAGACCGCAAGAGGAACCUAAAAAAAGAGUAAGGAACCUCAUUUUUGAACAACAGAAGGACACAGAUGAAGACAGUAGUUUAUUCAAACCAGGCAUUUCUGGAGAAUCUUCCAUGCUUCAAAAGGAGCAACAGGAAACUGAAGAAAUAGAAGGAAACUCUAUUCCCGAAGCUCCUCUUCAGAUUAAAACUGAAAAUAUCGAAAACAUUGAAGAACAACAAAACGAAGUGAAGGAAGAAGAAACAGACUCUGCUCCAAAAGAUAUCACAGAUCGAAUUGGAAUUGCCGAGAAAACAGACUUGUUCAAGGCUGUUUUUCUUAGCAGCAGCGAGUCGGAAGAUGAGGAAGCCAACGAUGCAAAUGAAGAUAUUGAAACUGAUAAGACUGAGGAGUUCAAGCAAAAUGUAUUAUCGGAGCAACUACUCCCAAAAAUUAAACCUCUAAAAGAAGGAAUUUUAUCAAAAUUGAGUUUCAAUACCUUUGUCGAACCAAAAGUUGAAGAAAUUAUUUCACCGCUUGUAGAACAUUCUUCGGAGGGAAUCUCUGCAAGCAGUUCAAACUCCAAUCGAGAACCCUUGUACGGCCCCAGAUUACCUACAGGGAGACUCAUCAUCAACAAUCCAAAAGAUGUAAGGAUAGUUUGUAGUGACAGUGAGGAUGACUGGGUGGAAAAAAAGAAAGAAGAUGAAAAGAAGAGUAAACACAAAAAGAAGAGUAAGAAGAAAGAAAAACAAAGGCAUGAAAAAAAGAAGAAAAAGUCUCACAAGAGCAGUCAUUAGCAACUGCUCAAUCGGGUAUACUUUCAACUGUGAUAUUUAAAUAAAGAUGAAUAACAUGUAAAUUUUAGGUAAAUAAAAUAUAAAAAUGGA
Molecule: messenger RNA, 2458 nt
Organism: Leptinotarsa decemlineata (Colorado potato beetle)
Lineage: Eukaryota; Metazoa; Arthropoda; Insecta; Coleoptera; Chrysomelidae
Product: G patch domain-containing protein 1
Biological process (GO): mRNA processing
Cellular component (GO): nucleus
Molecular function (GO): RNA binding
Source: RefSeq, a predicted model, not a curated record